Messenger RNA from Cotesia glomerata, 2374 nucleotides. RefSeq names its product glucose dehydrogenase [FAD, quinone]-like. The transcript is spliced from 2 exons. Bases 461 to 2329 code for a protein of 622 amino acids. Lineage: Eukaryota; Metazoa; Arthropoda; Insecta; Hymenoptera; Braconidae. The record is from RefSeq and is a predicted model, not a curated record. Gene Ontology annotation, molecular function: flavin adenine dinucleotide binding; ecdysone oxidase activity.
AUUUGGAGUUUUUGAAACACCAAUGCUCCUACGAUGAUGAUCGCAGAAAAGGGAGCUGAUUUGAUCAAGGACUAUUGGCUCAACAGAAGCUGAUUUGAAGCUUUAUUUUAAGAAAUCUAUAUACCAAUCAAUUGUAAACUGAAUGAAUAUGUUUUAGAAUAAUUUUGAUCGAUGAAAUAAAUUUUUUUAAAAGUAAAUAUUUGGUUUAUGUAAAUAUAAUUUUAAUUUUGAUAACGAUGAUGAAUCAAUCAUUCUUACGUAAGAAUUGACCCAUUUAUUAACCUCAGUAUUUUGUCAUCAGGUUCAUUGACGACAGGUAUUCCGUCGAGACAAAAAGUUAAUUGUCAUUUCAAGUAUAAAGAGAUUGCCUUGAAAUUUUUAUUGUUUAUAAACUUUUAUCAUUGACCUUAAUUAAUAUCAGUGAAAGGUUUGAAGAAUUUCUGAACAAAUUACACUUAUCAUGGAAAGUUGCCAAUCUAACUGCACAUCUCCAAUCAGUGGUCCAACCCCAGUAAUAUUUUCUCAACUACUUCAGACACUUUUGGUCGCGAAAUGCAGUGUCGGAAGAAUAGACUCUUAUCCUCCGGACCGAUCCUCAGAAAUUAACGAAAAUUCCGAGUUUGACUUUAUAAUAAUUGGAGCGGGGUCAGCUGGAUCAGCUCUAGCUGCCCGAUUGUCUGAAGAACCUGACUGGAAAGUGUUACUCAUAGAAGCCGGAACUUAUCCUUCAGCAAAAAGUGACGUUCCGGCUUACUACUUGGAUCUGCAAAGGUCCAGAGAAGACUAUUCCUACUCAACAGAAUCAAACAAUGUUAGUUGCCUAGGUAUGGUCAACAAAAGGUGCCUUUGGCCUCGAGGUUUCGCUCUAGGCGGAAGUUCUAUCAUCAAUUCGAUGAUACAGAUCAAUGGGAACAAGGGUGACUACGAUUCGUGGGCAGCUGAAGGGAAUGAUGGUUGGAGCUACGAAGAUGUCCUUCCGUACUUCAGAAAGUCGACAAACUACCCUCGGGAAAUAAUUGAAGCCUACGGAACUAGGUACUUUGGAAAAGAUGGACCAGUGAGGAUUAGAUCUUAUAAUUACUCAGAGACAGCUCUACCAGAGAUAUUGUUGCAAGCAGCCAAGGAAAGAGACAUCCCGAUUUUGGACAUGUUCAACACCGAACGGUUUAUAGGAUUUGGUAGAGUUUAUGGAACCAUUGAUAGCGGACGAAGAGUCAGUGGACCGAAGGCUUAUCUUUCUCCGGUGAAAGACAGGAAGAACCUCUUUGUGAUGACUUCUACAAGAGCUGAUCAGAUUUUGAUCAAUGACUACCGAGCAACUGGAGUCCGUGUUACGCUUAAAGACAACAGAACACUCGAAUUGAAGGCUUCGAAGGAAGUUAUUGUUUCUGCUGGGACUGUUGCGUCUCCUCAAUUGUUGAUGUUAUCCGGAAUCGGACCCAAAAGUGAGCUCCAAGAAUUGGGAAUUGAGUGCUUAGCGGAUCUGCCGGUUGGAAAGAAUCUCCAAGAUCAUUUUAUGUGGGGGCUCUAUUUAGAAUUCGAUAACAAGACUGGGGUUAAUAAGACUUUCGCCGAUUCGCUGGAUGACGCUUAUGAGUACUUAGCUCACAAUGACGGAAUACUUGCUACCAUUGGGAGAUCGGAUGUCCAGGCGUUUGUUAAUCUGGAGAAUCCUGAAGCAAUUUAUCCGGAUAUACAGUUAAUUACCAGUGUAUUCCCAAAAGGAUCUACUGAGAAGUUCAACACUUUGCUGAAAAGUUACGAUUUAACUGAUGAGCUUAGAAGUUAUUUUGUUGACAUAGUGAAAUCUAAGGAUGUUAUUUUGAUGAGUCCGAUUGUGUUAAACCCGAAAAGUGUUGGAGAAAUAAAGCUCCGCAGUAAGUCACCAGAAGACAGGGUUAGAAUUUUUCCAAAUUAUCUAGGGGAUGAUCGAGACAAAGAUACGUUGCUUAGAAAUGUUGAAUUUGUCAAAAACUUGACCGAUACUGAAGCUUUCAAGAGUCUUGGAGUGAAGUUGGUCAACAGUACGAUUCCUGGGUGCAAGGAGUUUGAAUUUGACACUGCUGAGUACUGGGAAUGCCAUCUUAGGCAUGUUGCUCAUCCGUUUUAUCAUCCGGUAGGGACAGUGAGAAUGGGAACACCCGAGAAUCCGAAAUCUGUUGUUGAUUCCAAAUUGAGGGUUCUGGGGGUUGAUAAUUUGAGGGUUAUUGAUGCUUCAAUUAUGCCGUACGCUCCGAGUGGGAAUAUCAAUGCUGCGGUUUAUAUGAUUGCGGAAAAAGGUGCGGAUUUGAUUAAAGCUAAUUGGAUUGGGCAAAUAGUUGUAGGAUGAUAAAGAUUGUAAAUAUGUGAUAAAUUAAUAAAAAAUUUUAGUGAU